CAGCCGCGUUCACGGGUGUGUGAGUGCGCAGGCGUGCGUGAUUGGAUGGCCCAGGCGUGGGGCCUCUUUCUGACAGGUGUUUCUAGGGGUUGGGGUGCCAGAAGCUACCCACCUGAAUCUCGCUAGCGCCAUGGGCAGCAGCUGCCGCAUUGAAUGCAUAUUUUUCAGCGAGUUCCAUCCUACGUUGGGACCCAAGAUCACCUAUCAGGUCCCUGAGGACUUCAUCUCCCGGGAGCUGUUUGAUACAGUCCAGGUGUACAUCAUCACCAAACCAGAGCUGCAGAACAAGCUCAUCACUGUCACAGCCAUGGAGAAGAAACUGAUUGGCUGCCCUGUGUGCAUUGAACAUAAGAAGUACAGCCGUAAUGCCCUGCUCUUCAACCUAGGAUUUGUGUGUGAUGCCCAGGCCAAAACCUGUGCCCUCGAGCCCAUUGUCAAAAAGCUGGCUGGUUACCUGACCACUCUGGAGCUGGAGAGCAGUUUUGUGUCCAAUGAGGAAAGCAAACAGAAGUUGGUGCCCAUCAUGACCAUCUUACUGGAGGAGCUAAAUGCCUCAGGCCGGUGCACUCUGCCCAUUGAUGAGUCCAACACCAUCCACUUGAAGGUGAUUGAGCAGCGACCUGACCCUCCUGUAGCACAGGAAUAUGAUGUGCCUGUCUUUACCAAGGACAAGGAGGAUUUCUUCAACGCACAGUGGGACCUCACAACACAGCAGAUCCUGCCCUACAUUGAUGGUUUCCGCCAUGUCCAGAAGAUCUCAGCUGAAGCAGAUGUGGAGCUCAACCUGGUGCGCAUAGCCAUCCAGAACCUGCUGUACUAUGGUGUCGUGACACUUGUGUCCAUCCUCCAGUACUCCAAUGUGUACUGCCCGACACCCAAGGUCCAAGAUCUGGUAGAUGACAAGUCCCUGCAGGAGGCAUGUCUAUCCUACGUAACCAAGCAAGGGCACAAAAGGGCCAGUCUCCGGGAUGUAUUCCAGCUGUACUGCAGCCUCAGCCCUGGCACAACUGUGAGAGACCUCAUUGGCCGCCACCCCCAGCAGCUGCAACAUGUUGAUGAACGGAAGCUGAUCCAAUUUGGGCUUAUGAAGAACCUCAUUCGGCGACUACAGAAGUAUCCCGUGCGGGUGUCUCGGGAGGAGCGCAGCCACCCUGCCCGGCUUUACACAGGUUGCCACAGCUAUGAUGAGAUCUGCUGCAAAACAGGCAUGAGCUACCACGAGUUGGAUGAGCGACUGGAAAAUGACCCCAACAUCAUCAUCUGCUGGAAAUGAGGCUGUUGUAGGUUGGAUAAAGCAUACGGCUAUGGCUACUCUCUUUCUAAGCCCUGCCUGUUGCACUGAGGGAUAGACCAACAGACUAGUCCACACUGUCUCAAGGUUGACCCUCAGUUUUGUAACUAAAGUCACCCAUUGCUACCUACCUUUAUUGAGUACCACUUCUAAAUCGGGGGCCACCAAAGAACCAGCAAUGUCCCAGCUCCUUGGAGCGCCAUCUGAUUCACAGGACCCUCAGUGGAUAAGUAAAUGUGCCCACUUAAACUGAAAUAAACAGCCAGAAACAGUAAGAAAGGUGUAAUGAAAAGUGAGUUGGGAUGGGGGCUGGGCUGCUCUGGAUUAAAUGGGUAGGGAAGGUCUCACUGAGGACUAAAGGAGGCCAAUACUAAAGUAUUGCAGGCAGAGGGAACAGGUGCAAAAUCCCCAAAGCAAAAACCUCUUUGGUGUGUAUGAAACACCUAAAGGAGAGCCCAUAGCACUGUAACGUAGGAGGCAAAGGGAAAUGGCUCAAAAAGGGGUAUCCUGGGCCUCCCUGGUGGUGCAGGGGUUAAAGACAGCACUUUCAAGCUAUCUGCCAGCCACUGCAGCAUGAGUUCAAUCCCCGGCCAGGGAGCUGCCCACAUGGCACAGCAGACCUCUCCUGACUCUCCUGCUGCUCCCCUCAGCAGUGUAUUUUAGUAGAUCCACCUGUUCUGCUCCCCACUCUCUCUGGUGAAUCCUCUCCCCGCACCUCUGGUCUACACACCAGUUCUUGCAUAAAUAAAUACAUCUUUAAAAAAAAAUGAUGUCCUGACGUAGGAGGGGG
Molecule: messenger RNA, 2081 nt
Organism: Talpa occidentalis (Iberian mole)
Lineage: Eukaryota; Metazoa; Chordata; Mammalia; Eulipotyphla; Talpidae
Gene: NPRL2
Product: NPR2 like, GATOR1 complex subunit
Exons: 11
Coding region: 131-1273 (380 amino acids)
Biological process (GO): positive regulation of autophagy; negative regulation of TORC1 signaling; cellular response to amino acid starvation
Cellular component (GO): vacuolar membrane; GATOR1 complex
Molecular function (GO): GTPase activator activity
Source: RefSeq, a predicted model, not a curated record